Lachnellula hyalina is the source of this 1275-nucleotide messenger RNA. Its product is annotated as putative lactate 2-monooxygenase. NCBI's taxonomy places the organism in Eukaryota, Fungi, Ascomycota, Leotiomycetes, Helotiales, Lachnaceae. Bases 1 to 1275 code for a protein of 424 amino acids. The record is from RefSeq and is a predicted model, not a curated record. Gene Ontology annotation, molecular function: FMN binding; oxidoreductase activity. The transcript is spliced from 2 exons.
AUGUCUUCCACCAGUGCAGACCCUAUCAAGUACGAACAGCAAGUAUACACCUCCGGUCUACACUCCAACCGCCCACCAUUUACCUUCCAGACCUCUGAGUGGGAAAAGCUAGCCAAGCCCGUCCUCUCCGGCUCAGCAUGGGGUUACAUCCACGGCAACGCAGGCGCCGGAUCAACAUACACCAAAAACCUCGCCUCAUUCUCCAAAUACUCAAUCGUCCCCCGCCGUCUCGUCCCAAGUCUUAAAGACGCGCAAGGAAACGAGCUUUUCAGCAAUGCCUCAAGUACAGUACUCGGAGAGAAACUCAAUUUCCCGAUUGCGUGUGCCCCUGUCGGCGUGCAGAAAAUCUUCAACUCCGCUGGUGAGUCGGCGGCGAGUAGAGCGGCGGCUAGUAUAGGGGUGCCGUAUAUUCUGAGCACGGCCAGCUCGACGAGUAUUGAAGAUGUAGCGAAGGCCAGUGGAGAGGGGGGACAGAGGUGGUACCAGCUUUACUGGCCUGCACGUGAGCACGACGAUAUCACAAUCUCCAUGCUCAACCGUGCGAAGAAGGCAGGCUACACGGCGUUAUUCGUCACGCUGGAUACCUUUGUCCUUGGCUGGAGACCGUCGGAUAUGGACAAUGGCUACAACCCCUUUCUGCACGCUGACCGCAUCGGCGUGGAAAUCGGAUUCACAGAUCCCAUUUUCCGCGCCAAGUUCAAGGAAGAACAUGGGUAUGACAUUGACGAAGAUGCCAAGACUCACCCUAUCGACACCGAAGGCGGCUCGCUCAGCAAAGCGGCCCAAGAAUGGACCAAAGUUGUAUUUCCAGGGCACUCGAAGAGCUGGAACGACAUCAAGUUCCUGCAAGAACACUGGGACGGUCCCAUCGUGUUGAAAGGUAUUCAAAGUGUAGCGGACGCGCAGAAAGCCGUGGAAGCUGGCGUGCAAGGGAUUGUGGUGAGUAACCAUGGGGGCAGACAGCAGGAUGGCGGGGUGCCGAGUCUGGCGGUGCUGCCGAAGAUCGUGGAUGCUGUUGGAGAGAAGAUAGACGUGCUGUUUGAUAGUGGCGUUCGGUGUGGUGCGGAUGUCAUUAAAGCCGUUGCGCUAGGCGCGAAGUGCGUUCUGGUUGGCAGGCCGUAUAUCUAUGGCCUUGCUUUGGGUGGGGAGGAGGGAGUGAGACAUGUUCUGAGGGCGUUGUGUGGCGAGAUUGUCAUGGGUAUGCAUCUCGCUGGCCUACGCACACUCGAGGAUGUCGAUAGGGAUAUUUUGGUUAGAGAUUAUGAUUUGUUUUAG